Cyprinus carpio (common carp) is the source of this 970-nucleotide messenger RNA. Its product is annotated as ADP-ribosylation factor-like protein 3. The transcript has 4 exons. Lineage: Eukaryota; Metazoa; Chordata; Actinopteri; Cypriniformes; Cyprinidae. The coding region runs from base 1 to 372 and encodes 123 amino acids. The record is from RefSeq and is a predicted model, not a curated record.
AUGACGCCAACGGACGGUGACGUCACCUGGCUCCCCCUAGUAACCCUCGUCGGCGUCUCGGAAGACACCUGGAGAAAGAUGGUGAGAAAUUUAUGUCAUAGUGCAGAAAGGAAGCGAUUUGAGGAAACGGGGCAGGAGCUGGCCGAGCUGCUGGAUGAGGAGAAACUUAGUGGCGUACCUGUUUUGAUCUUUGCCAAUAAGCAAGACCUGCUGACUGCUGCUCCGGCCUCUGAGAUCGCAGAGGGACUGAACCUGCGCACCAUUCGGGACCGCAUGUGGCAAAUUCAGUCCUGCUCUGCACUUACAGGAGAGGGGGUUCAGGAUGGCAUGAACUGGGUCUGCAAGAACGUUACAGCAAAGAAGAAGCAGUGAGUCUAAUAUUUCUCAUUUGCAUUUUCUUAUUUUCAACACUUAAGCUCUAAUUAUAUCCAUAAAUCUUUUUUGUAUGUCUGUAUGAAGGGGCAGAUUUAAUGGAGAAAGUCAAAUGAGUAAUUUCAAGUCUUAAGCCCAAAACACACUGCACGAUUUUAACAAUCCUAUAAGACCACUGCAUGUCACACUGUGCGACAUGGAUCUAAUGAACUUGGCUACGACGUGUGUAGACUAUACGGUGAUGACACCUAUUGACUCGUACUACAGAAGAAUAAACGUCAUCAGCAUGCGCUAGUGGUAAACAAAAAGAGCAUGAUAAAUCACACUUUAACAGUUGUAUUUUUUAUGGAAGCGGUGAAAGAGUAAGAGAUAACAUAAGCCACGAUAACAGAAAUCGCCACGAUUGUUUCACAAUGUCAAUCUUUCAUCUGGCACAGACGAAAAUCAUGCAGUGUGUUUAGGGCUUUACCGGCAGAGAUUAAUAUGCACAUUGACUAAAAUAAUUACUUUCAGGUGUGUGACAGCAGAGGCUGUACAUUCUCAUUCAACACACUUACAGGGAUUGUUCACCCAAAAAUAAAAAUUCUCUCAUUAUUAC